AGGCAACAAAGCCCAGCAGCAGCUCGGGCAGCGGCUCCUCUCUCCGGGGUCAGUCACCGGAUCAUCCACUCCUCCAGCCGGCAGAGGCAGGCGAGUCAUCUCGGCGUGUGUUUGCAUCGACAGAAAAGAAGUCCUGGCAGCUGUAUAUAUGUCUAUGGCUGUAAGCAUCACGCUAACCUGGUGAAGAUGAUGGUGGCAGCAGUGAUCGGCACCAUUUCAUACUUAUUUGUUUUGUCCAAACCACGUGUUAUGCGUCUUUACUGAGUCUAGCACUUCCGCGUACUUAAAAAAAAGGCUGUCCGUUUAAGACCCGCCUCCUUGAAACCUGAUUGGCUCACGGACCUCUCGGGAAUCAUUUUCCUGUUUCUGAUUGGACGGUGGCGUGAGCGACAUGUAGCGGUCGGACUCGGAUACGUAACGAGGACAUACGAGGCUUCAAGAAUACUUCCGGGUAGGAGACAAGUUAUGAAGGAGAAGAGGGCCUGAACUGUAAUGAAACAUUUGGGAAACUCUAUGGAUUCUUCAUGUCGAUGUGCCAACCUGGAUGGGUUAAAAACGGAGAAGUAAUUUCACGUUCAAGCCUUGCCUUUUCCAAGCUGAGCAGAGCAGUGGUGCGUGUGAGGAGCCUGGCGGCUCAACUCUGUGAAUCAACCAUGUCCACAAACCACCUGGGCUCCAGUCCGUCCUCUGCAGCCAACGGGGAAGCUCCCACUGCAGCCAUUCUCAUCAUUGGAGAUGAGAUACUCAAGGGUCACACUAUGGACACCAACAGUGCCUUUCUGACGCGAGCACUAAGGAAGCUCGGUGUGUCUGUGCAGCGCAUCACAGUCAUACCAGACAAACAGGAGGUCAUCGCCAAAGAGGUGGCUCUCCUUUCUCCUCAGUACACACACCUCAUCACCUCAGGUGGCAUAGGCCCCACCCAUGACGACGUCACCUUUGAGAGCGUUGCCAUGGCAUUCCAAGAAGAGUUACAUCCCCAUCCUGAACUCACCCGGCUGGUUGAGGAAUUCUUUGGGGUGGCGGAUAAGAACAGCGCUGCUAUGAAGCUCGCCAUGGUGCCUCGCUCAGCCAAACUCAACUACGGUACUGACCCUCAGACCGGACAGCCGCUCCGCUACCCACUGGUCAGCGUGCAUAAUGUGUUUAUCUUUCCUGGGAUCCCGUCUCUGAUGGAGAGGGCCUUUAAUGGGCUGGAGCACCUCUUUGCUGGGUCAGGGACCACAUUUCACUCUCGUGAGGUGUUUGUGGAUGCAGAUGAAGCAGAGAUCGCCCCUGUGCUGACUAAACUGCAGGCUGGUUGGGGCCGAAAGGUGGCUCUGGGAUCCUAUCCAGACUGGUUGAGCAACUAUCAUAGAGUCAGGCUGGUCCUGGACUCAGAUAGUCAGGAGGAGGUGGACAAAGCCCGAGGACAGCUGCUAGACGAGCUGCCCAAGGGUAGCGUGGUGCCCUUAGUCACUGACCCAGUGUCCAUCGCAACAGCUGAGGUGUACACACUGGCCAACAGCGGCACACCGCUGGGUGAGAAAGUUAUGUCUGCACUGAAAACAGUAGAGGCUGCACUGGAUCAGUAUUCGACAGAGGAAGUCUGCGUCGGCUUCAACGGGGGCAAAGACUGCACGGCGCUGCUGCAUCUCUACUACGCCGCACUGAAACGGCGGUAUCCAGAUGGCAAAGACAGAUUGAAAGCUCUGUAUAUCCGUAUUGUCUCUCCGUUCCCAGAAAUGGAGAGAUUCCUUCAAGACACAAUUAAAAGAUAUGACCUAGACCUGUUCUCUGUGGAGGGCAGUAUACGGCAGGCGCUGAGCGAGGUGCAGGAGAGGAGGCCGGAGCUGAAAGCCGUCCUGAUGGGGACCAGGAGGAGUGACCCCUAUUCACACACGCUAACCCCAAUGUGUCCCACUGACCCCGGCUGGCCAGACUACAUGAGAGUCAACCCGUUACUAGACUGGACGUAUCAUGACAUCUGGUCGUUCUUGAGGACGUUAUAUGUUCCCUACUGUAUUCUCUAUGAUAAAGGGUACACAUCACUGGGCAGCAUGGACAACACGUGUCGAAACACGGCCCUGCAGGUGGUGGAUGAGAGGGGGGUGACGCGAUACAGACCAGCCUACCUCCUGGAGAACGAAGAAGAGGAGCGAAACUCUCGCGCCUGAUGCCGUCUUACCACGUCUUAACACGUCCACUGUUUGCUGCUGGAGCCACAUUCUCAUAUCUCAGAUCAGGCAACCUGUGCACAUAUAACUGGAAAUAACAUAACAGAUAUUUUUAUAAAGUGAAUAUUUGCAGAAUGAAAUGAAGAAAGUCUCUUUGUGUGGGUGUGUGGGUGUGUGUGUGUGUGGGUGUGCGCUUAUGUCUGCGUAUUAUUUGUUUAUACAUGUGAGUCUCGCUCUAAAGUAAUUGCUUCCCUGUGCUGUUGAAUAAAACAUCAAUCUUUGUCAUUUUCUCCCAUUGUCAUGUUGCUAUUUUAAGAGGAGUCUCACAUACAAAUGGCAGUGUGUGUGUGUGUGUGUGUGUGUGUGUGUGUGUGUGUGNGCAUGCAGGGCUUUCAAUAUUGCUCUUGAUUUAUCUCAUUCAUGAAUCCAUUUGUCUUGUUUCUAAAAAAAA
Molecule: messenger RNA, 2607 nt
Organism: Larimichthys crocea (large yellow croaker)
Lineage: Eukaryota; Metazoa; Chordata; Actinopteri; Sciaenidae
Gene: flad1
Product: flavin adenine dinucleotide synthetase 1
Exons: 12
Coding region: 525-2156 (543 amino acids)
Biological process (GO): FAD biosynthetic process
Molecular function (GO): FMN adenylyltransferase activity
Source: RefSeq, a predicted model, not a curated record